UCUGUACAGUACAUACUAGCCAGGACAGAAGGAACAGUUAAGUUAACCAGCUGCGAGGCGAGGAAUGCAGGUGAAUAGCUAAAUAGGCUAGUAGUUUUGCUAGUUAGCAAGAUAACUACACGUGACCAACAAAAAAGGAAUUAAUAUACAAAAGGAACAAGAAAGGUUGCGAAGAUAGCUUAGUAAAGACAUUCAUAUCAGCAACGCCCGACAGAAUCUCCAGAAAACUCCAGGUCUGCUGCUUCGAGAUGCCUGAAGCAAAUGAUCAGCCCAUGGAGGAGGAGGUGGAGACUUUUGCCUUCCAGGCGGAGAUUGCCCAACUGAUGUCCCUGAUUAUCAAUACUUUCUACUCCAACAAAGAGAUCUUCCUCAGGGAGCUCAUCUCCAACUCCUCAGAUGCUCUUGACAAAAUCAGAUAUGAGAGCCUGACAGACCCUGCCAAGCUGGAUUCUGGGAAAGACCUCAAGAUUGACAUCAUUCCGAACAAAGAGGAGCGCACGCUAACCCUCGUCGACACAGGCAUCGGGAUGACUAAGGCUGACCUGAUCAACAACCUGGGAACCAUUGCCAAGUCAGGAACGAAGGCUUUUAUGGAGGCCCUGCAGGCUGGGGCUGACAUCUCUAUGAUUGGUCAAUUUGGUGUGGGCUUCUAUUCCGCCUACCUGGUAGCUGAGAGGGUGACCGUCAUCACCAAGCACAAUGACGAUGAGCAGUAUGCCUGGGAAUCAUCUGCUGGGGGCUCUUUCACAGUCAAAGUGGACACCUAUGAGCCUCUGGGCCGUGGAACAAAAGUGAUUCUGCAUUUGAAAGAGGACCAGUCCGAAUACCUUGAGGAGCGGAGGGUGAAAGAAAUUGUAAAAAAGCACUCCCAGUUUAUUGGAUACCCUAUUACACUGUUUGUGGAGAAAGAGCGUGAUAAGGAGGUGAGUGACGAUGAGGCAGAGGAGGAAAAGGACAAAGAGGAAAAGAGUGAAGAGGACAAACCUGACAUUGAGGAUGUGGGCUCUGACGAAGAGGAGGAUGAGAAACAGAGCUCUGACAAGAAGAAGAAGAAGAAGAAGAUCAAGGAGAAGUACAUUGACCAGGAGGAGCUGAACAAGACCAAGCCCAUCUGGACAAGAAACCCAGAUGACAUUACCACAGAGGAGUACGGCGAGUUUUACAAGAGCCUGACCAAUGACUGGGAGGACCACCUGGCUGUAAAGCACUUUUCAGUUGAAGGCCAGCUGGAGUUCAGGGCCCUCCUCUUUGUGCCAAGGCGUGCCCCCUUCGACCUGUUUGAGAACAAGAAGAAGAAGAACAACAUCAAGCUCUAUGUGCGCAGGGUGUUCAUCAUGGACAACUGUGAUGAGCUCAUACCAGAAUACCUCAACUUCAUCAAAGGUGUGGUGGACUCUGAGGACCUUCCCCUGAACAUCUCCAGAGAGAUGUUGCAGCAGAGCAAGAUCCUGAAGGUGAUCCGUAAGAACCUGGUGAAGAAGUGCUUGGAGCUGUUUACUGAGCUUGCUGAGGACAAGGACAACUACAAGAAGUGCUAUGAGCAGUUCUCCAAGAACAUCAAGCUUGGAAUCCAUGAGGAUUCUCAGAACCGCAAGAAGUUGUCAGAGCUGCUAAGAUACUAUACCUCUGCCUCUGGAGAUGAGAUGGUGUCCCUCAAGGACUAUGUCACUCGCAUGAAGGACAAUCAGAAACAUAUCUACUACAUUACUGGUGAGACAAAAGACCAAGUGGCCAACUCUGCCUUUGUGGAGCGCCUUCGCAAAGCGGGCCUUGAGGUAAUCUACAUGAUUGAGCCCAUCGAUGAGUACUGCGUCCAGCAGCUCAAAGAGUUUGAAGGAAAGAACCUGGUGUCUGUGACCAAAGAGGGCCUGGAGCUGCCUGAGGAUGAGGAGGAGAAGAAAAGGCAAGAGGAGAAAAAAGUAAAGUUUGAGAACCUCUGCAAGAUUAUGAAAGACAUCUUGGAGAAGAAAGUAGAGAAGGUCACAGUCUCCAACCGCUUAGUGGCUUCCCCCUGCUGCAUUGUCACCAGCACUUAUGGCUGGACAGCCAAUAUGGAGAGGAUAAUGAAAGCUCAAGCGCUGAGGGAUAACGCCACUAUGGGCUACAUGGCUGCAAAGAAGCACCUUGAGAUUAAUCCCGAGCACCCCAUUGUCGAGACUCUCAGACAGAAGGCCGAGGCUGACAAAAACGACAAGUCAGUAAAGGACCUAGUCAUCCUUCUCUUCGAGACUGCAUUAUUAUCCUCAGGCUUCACGUUGGAUGAUCCCCAAACACACUCAAAUCGCAUCUACAGGAUGAUUAAGCUUGGCCUGGGUAUUGAUGAGGAUGACAUGUCAAUGGAGACGGAAACUAAACCUGCUACUGUUGAGGAUAUGCCGCCUUUGGAAGGAGACGACGAUGCAUCCAGGAUGGAGGAAGUCGACUGAGUUUGAAUGCUUAACUUUAGUUGGUUUGAAAUCUGGAGUACCAGUGCUGACUGCAUGUGACCAAUUUUGAUGCUUAAAAAUGAAAAUCUAUUACCCUGUUCAUUGCAGUACCUGCUGACAUUCUGUAUUUUUAUUAAUUUGUUUUCCAUUUAAUUUUGUAAUGUUUAGUUUUUUUAUUUUGUAUUUUUUACAUUCCAAUACUUUUUUGUGUGUGAAAUAACUUGCGUUGUACAUUUCUUUGAAAUAAAAGUGUUGAAAUGGUUGGAUCUAGAAUACACAUCCUUGGAUUACUCUUUUUAUGAAUAUACUAUUAUGCAUAUUGUGUUAGUAUGCUUUGCGUGUGUGUGUGCGUGCGUGCGUGUGAAAUGGUCCAAUUACAUAACACAAUUUCAUUUUUCUUAUCGUAAUAGUGGAAAGGGCCCAAGUAGAUUCAGAAAGACAAUGAUUCCAGCCCUGCCUUCUUCUUGACUGGUAUUGACGGGGAACUGAUUUUAAGCCAAUGCUUAAAUAUUCAUAAAAAGGAUUAAAUAAAUGUAGUAAUAAAGGGAAGGAAAGGCAUGUCUGCAAGUUUCUGACCUCCCUAUGAAACAAUAAUUUGCCUCACAAAUGCCGAUAUGACUUGUGCCCUAAACUCCGGCAAUGAAUACCAUUUGCUUGGGAUUCAAAGGAGUAUGCCAAUUAUAAUUUGGUAAUUUACAAGAUCUGUACAUUAUGUAGCCUGGAGUUCCUAGGUGAAGCAUGAGGAUUUGCAGUAUUGGUGUGGAGUAUUUCAGUUCACCCAAUACCCAAGCCAAAAUACAAAUGUUAUUAGAGAUUUAUGCAUUUAUAAUAAAGCAGAUGAUUUUGGUGGUGGGCUAGUUAUACAGUCUUUGCUAACAUCUGCAUAAAUUGUUUUUUUUUUGUCGCAAAAGGCUGCGAAUAUCUAACUCCUUAUGGAAUUCGUGUCAUAUGCGUUCAGUCGUCGAAAAUCUGCGUGCAAUGUCCAUUUCUGUUAAAGGGGGCGACAAAAACGCUUCAUACAGCAGAAUGUCGACUAGGCGUAAAAAGCGAAGGCAGAAACAGGCGGUUCAAGGGUCUCGUGAUGGGAAAGAUGGACAGAAAAGUACAGGUUGUGUGGACAGAUUGGCUUUCAAGUACAUGGAGAUGUGUAAAGUAGAAUCCAGCACGGACUCGGAGUCAGACACUAGUCCGAGAUGGUCUGACACAAGCACCAAGGGAUGUGUUUUUAAUACAUCUGAGAGCCGAACCCACAAGAUGCUGACAUUUGUACCAAAGCCUGGACGCUAUCAACUACCAUCUUUGGACCCCUAUGAUGGGAGCUCAGAGGACUCUGGGUCAUCUAAAUGUGGCCCAAAAGGACAGCGGCAGGGAGGCUGCAGAAUGCGGAGCAGGGGUCGCAGGGGGACUGCAAACGCAGCUACUUUCUCCAGGGAGGUGGGGAAAUGCGGGGCCCAGGCCAGCACACCAACACUGCCGGCUCCGGAUGUCCAGAUGAGAUCAUCGAGUGACUCCGAAAUUCGAAAAGCUGACCAUGGCCUCUUGUCCCCCAAAGGCCAUAAGGAACACAUGAAAGAGAUGGCUAUAGAUUCUGGGAUGCACACAGAAUCAUCCCUCUGCACACCUGGAGUCUUUGCCUACGUGGGUGUGACUCCUGUCCGACUGCCUGAAAGCCCCUCCCACAAGAGCCAGGCGGGAUCUCAUAGGCUGCAUCCCAAAUCUCCCAACAGCCCAAUGCCUCUAAAGUCCCUUCCCAAACGCAAGUCAUGUUUCCCAGGUGCUGAAGCAGGGGAGCGCGGUCCAAGGAAGAGGCAAUGUGUUGUGGACAUGGAAGUGGCCCACUUUCCCCUGUAGACUUGUAUUUACAGGAAAAACAGCAGUGACUAUUUCUUCAUGAAGCACAUUUGAGCCAUACAUCUUUCCAAUCCAUUGUAAGCCAAGGGGUGGAUUUCCUAUUAAUUGAAGAUUAAUUUAAAAACUAUCUGUAUUAUAUGAUCGAGUGUUUGUGGUCACACUGCACCAGAUCCCUAAUUCAUGUGGGUUGUGACUCUAUGCAAAAUAUUCUCCAGUCUACAACCAAAAUAAAUAAGUGAGUCUUGAAAUGUGUACAGCUUGGCACCCUAAACCAGAAGCUACUGAUACUGCUAAUAUCAUUGACUUUUAUGAAGUUAGUUUUUUUUAUUGGCUGAUACAAUGUAUUGAGUGCUCAUGGCUGUUCUGUUCUUUGCACAGAAGGGACAAGUCAUUUUUCUUAAUUUUUGAAAUGUGGAAUUGGGAACAAUUCACCAAGGGCUUCAUGCUUAAAGCACGUUUUGCCUUAUGUACACAAUUUAUAUUGUAUAAGGUUAUGCGCAGCAUAAGUUUUGCUUUGAUGGUGGAGUUCAGUACUUCUGUUUGUUUGAAGAAAAUAAAUAUUGCACUUGAAAUUAUAUCAAA
Messenger RNA from Anguilla rostrata (American eel), 4859 nucleotides. Its product is annotated as heat shock protein HSP 90-alpha. The record is from RefSeq and is a predicted model, not a curated record. Gene Ontology annotation, cellular component: perinuclear region of cytoplasm; cytosol; nucleus. Gene Ontology annotation, molecular function: disordered domain specific binding; ATP hydrolysis activity; ATP-dependent protein folding chaperone. The coding region runs from base 249 to 2426 and encodes 725 amino acids. The transcript has 16 exons. NCBI's taxonomy places the organism in Eukaryota, Metazoa, Chordata, Actinopteri, Anguilliformes, Anguillidae. Gene Ontology annotation, biological process: protein folding; cellular response to heat; protein stabilization.